GCUGCCUUGGCGUUGGCCAAUCAUCGACCGCCUGUCAGACUGUACGUGAAGCUUGGGUUGCUGCUCUGCGCCAUUUUGCGCCGGUCUCCCGUCGUCGCUCUUUCCUUGCCGCGGAGUUCUUCCAGCCAUGACGAGCCCCAGCGAGACCGAGAACUCUGCAGGUACCGCACCCCCGGCGAAGGCCGAAAAGCCGGCAGAAACUCCAGUCACACAGGAGACGGCAGCCAGCCCGACGUCCGACGCUACCACGACCGCCGCGUCGGCGCCGGCAAACAAGCCCAGCGUUCACAAGACGGAUUACGAAAAAGAUGUAGUCUAUCUCUACCAGUUCACUCGCUGUCCAACUUUGCCCGGAAUCUCGCCUUUCUGUUUGAAAGUUGAGACUUGGCUGCGCAUGACACAAGUGAAGUAUGAGAAUGUGGACCACAAGCUCAAGUUUAAAUCGAAGAAAGGUCAACUCCCAUUUGUGGAGCUCAACGGCGAGGAGAUUGCAGAUUCUGACAUCAUCAUCAAGCAGCUGAGCCAAUACUUUGGCAAGGAUUUGGAUGCUGGCCUAACCACCGAGGAGUGCAAUGUAUCGCAUGCCUUCUCAUCUAUGCUCAACAACCACACAGGCUGGGUGUCUCGCUGCUGGCGUUAUCGUCACCCGGGCCAGUUUCUCAAAGCAGCCCAAAUGGACGUCAAGCGCAUGCUCAACUCGAAGUUGCCCAAAGGAGUCUUGCAGUUCUUUUUCAAGCUUGCUUUCAAAAGCAAUGUGCAGCAGACCAUUGGCCAUGGCCUGGGCCGUCACACAACAGACGAGAUCUUGGAGUUUGGAAAGGAAGACCUCAAACACCUGUCGCAGUAUUUGGGCACCAAACAGUUCUUCUUUGGUACAGAGCCUCACUUGCUCGACUGUGUGGCCUUUGCUCACCUGUGCCAGUUUGUGUAUGUGCCCUUUGGUGGUCUCCUGGAGUUCAUGGAGCAGGAAUGUGCCAAUCUGCUAGCCUUUGUAGAGCGCAUGAAGGAGCGCUAUUGGGCUGACUGGGAUGAGAUCUGCAAGACACUGGAGCUCAACACUCAUCUGCCCAAAAAGACACCGGAGGAGGAGCCUAAGAAGGCUGCUGACGAGUCUGCCCCGGCUGCUGAUGAAAAGACUCCAGCUGCUGAGGAUGCUGUCAAAAAGUCUGAAGCAACUGUUGAGGAAGUCAAGAAGGAAGAGGUCAUCAAGAAGGAAGUUGUAGAGGAGGUUGUUACUAAGACCGCCACAGAGGUCAAGGAGUGAGCCAUUCGAGCGCUGGAGAAAGGCUUUAGUCAUUUUUCCGUUCCAAGGGUGGGGGGAGGGGGGUAAUAGUUCUGUUCUUAAUGAGGUCUAAAGAAGGGUCGUUUUCAUCUCAUUGUGCCGUGAAGCAUAGGCGAGCUGUCGCAUUUUCAUGCUUCUGUGAUGGUGGGCCGUUCGUUUUUCAGGGAGUUUGGAAGGGAAGGGAGAUCCUGUGGAGUUGAUACCAUGCGUGGUUUUUAGCAUUGUGCACAGAGCUAGAAAGUUAUAUAAAGGGAGCUCGUUGCACAGGGCAUUACGUGUUUUUACAGAGCAAGUCAGGAGGGAAAGGGGCGGCAGUGCAUUUGCAAUUUUUGUUCCUCUUCUUUUGCAUGGGUGGCCAACUUCCGUGCAUGUUUUGUUUGGAGGGCUGGUCAGAUCGAGGAGCUGAAGACAUCUUAUACUCAUGAUCCACUACAUACUCAAAGCAAUGCAUAUUAUAUUAUAUCAAAGUUGUAAAUUUGCUCUCAAUGUAUUUUUCAUCUGUCGUACAUUCUUUUGUUAAACAUCUGUGUACACAUGUAACUAUAUGCUCGUUUCUGUUGUAGAGAUCUGUUUUCGUUCCUGCCACUUGAGUUCAUCUUGAGGUCUCGAUGCGGAAUUGCUCAAGGAAAUUUAACAGCUGUCUCGCCACCUUUUGCAUACGUGCUGUUACUGUAUUCAUAUAUAGCAUACUGUAGAUCUCAUGUGAGUGUUUACAGCUAAAGUUUUUACGGCGUUUUUGCUCGGCCAUUUGUGUGAACAAAUUUUCAGCCUGAUCAACCUUCUUUGUAUGUCCCUUUUACUUCCAUUUUUCAACUGUGUCCAUGUGUGCAUCGUCGCGUUAUAUUGUACAUGCCCGCAGCUUUAUACUUUUUUAUGGCAGUUUUUGUAAUGCCUUUUUACUUUACCUUCCUUUCUUCCCUUCCCGUUUCCCCUUCAAUGUGGAACUUUGUAAAAAUGAGACAACACAGAUUAAAGUUUGUGGAUGAA
Dermacentor andersoni is the source of this 2269-nucleotide messenger RNA. RefSeq names its product failed axon connections (gene fax). The record is from RefSeq and is a predicted model, not a curated record. Lineage: Eukaryota; Metazoa; Arthropoda; Arachnida; Ixodida; Ixodidae. Gene Ontology annotation, cellular component: cytoplasm.